Messenger RNA from Actinia tenebrosa (Australian red waratah sea anemone), 2394 nucleotides. RefSeq names its product vesicular glutamate transporter 1. Gene Ontology annotation, molecular function: transmembrane transporter activity. Lineage: Eukaryota; Metazoa; Cnidaria; Anthozoa; Actiniaria; Actiniidae. Gene Ontology annotation, biological process: monoatomic anion transport; transmembrane transport. Gene Ontology annotation, cellular component: membrane. The record is from RefSeq and is a predicted model, not a curated record.
UCAGGUGUUUUCCAGGUCAAUUCAAGCGAGUCUUUUUGAUUUUCUCGCCGGCGUUUUUCUUUCCUUUCGCGCGAUUUUAAAGUUUAUCUCUACCAUUGAAAACCGUUUAGUUUUACAAGAAAAUUCGAAAUUGUAAAAGAGGGAGCCUGGGGAAACCGUGUUUUGGAAAGACAUUGAAAGUUUGCGGACGGUAAACGGAGAUGAAUCGAACUUGAAGUUAGAAGACGACUUGAUUACAGAAAGAUCACUCCAAACGAGAAUAAAAGACAGCCAUGAGUGAAAGCGAAAAGCAGACAGAACCCAAACCUGAUCCCUACGAGGGGGAGGGUGAGGCAAAAUCCAGCAAGUCAGGAAAAAAGGCAUUCCCCAAGAGAUACAUCGUAGCCAUCAUGGUGUUCCUUGGUAUCUGCGUACAGUAUGCUUUAAGGGUUAAUCUUAGUGUGGCGAUUGGUGCUAUGUGUAACCCUCACACUGUAGAGGAAAAUGGUUUCACUAUUACUAAGAAAGCAGAAUUUGACUGGAGCUCCCAGCUACAAGGUACCAUUCUUGGUGCAUUCUAUUACGGCUACAUGACAAUGCAGAUCCCCGGUGGAUGGCUUGGUCAAAGGUUCGGGGGUACCCGGGUAUUUGGUAUCUGUCUUGGGAUUGCUUCUAUUCUCACCAUGUUGACUCCAAUAGCUGCUCGAACGAGUGUUGUCGCUCUCAUAAUACUACGAGUUAUCGAGGGUUUAACUUUGGGAGCUCUUUUUCCAUGUAACCACGCCAUCUGGAGUAAAUGGGCGCCUCCUCAGGAGAGGACUAGACUCUUUACUAUUACUGUCGCUGGGUGCCCAGUCGGUACUAUCUUGUCCAUGCCUCUCAGUGGAUUGAUGUCAAAAUACGGCUUUGAUGGUGGAUGGGCGUCUGUGUUCUAUUGCUUCGGUGCUGUUGGCCUGAUGUGGUUCUUUAUUUGGCAGAUGUCAAUCCACGCCUCGCCUGCUGAGCAUCCAACGAUAUCAGUAGAAGAGAAAGAAUUCAUUGAGAACGCCAUUGCCGAUACUUCAACCAAAAAGAUCAAGGUGCCAUGGAAGUCCAUCCUCACAUCAGGACCUGUCUGGGCCGUCAUUUUCGCUAACUUCACAGCUGACUGGGGCAUGUACACCAUUCUUAUCUGCCUGCCAAAGUAUUUCAUUGAGGUCCUACACUUUGAUCUUGCAAAGACUGGCUUUCUAGCAGCGCUGCCAUACGUGCUGAAAGCAAUAGUCGGUCCAUCAGGAGGCAUUUUGGUUGAUUGGCUCAUCAAAAACAAGAUGAGUGUCAGAAACACUCGAAGAUGUGUCUUUACUGUUGGGUGUACCGUGGCAUCAAUCUUCGUACUCCUAACAGGAUACGCUAAUCAUCCCUACCUGGCUGUCUUCCUGCUCACCAUCGGUGUUGGUAUUACAGGCAUUAAUGCAGCAGGUUAUGCGGUCAAUAUCCUUGAUAUAGCACCUAAGUAUGCCGGUGUUAUUAUGGGUGUCACGAACGUGUUUGGAGCAGCGCCUGGAUUCAUCAGCCCGCAAAUUGUAGGCAUUAUCACACCAAAUAAGACGGCUUCUGAAUGGCGUGUCGUAUUCUGGAUCACCUUUAUCGUCUACAUCAUUGGUAUUGUACUAUUUGGUCUCUUGGUAUCGGGCGAUAAGCAGCCUUGGGCCACGGAAAAUGACGAGGAAUCUGACAAAGACACAGAGAAGGGUGAAGAGAAGAAGAAAGACGAAGAAGAUGGCAAGAAAGAGGAAGAAGAAGGCGAAAAAGACAAAAAAGAAGAUGAGGAAAAGCCAACUGAAUCAGCAGACGAGAAAAAAGACGACGAAGCAGAACCACCUGCUGAAGAAAAGAAAGACGAAUAGAUAGUUCAUAUUUGGCAAGAUAAAAUAUGCAGUUAUAGUUUUGAGCACUUGUAAAGAUUUUGAAUCUUCCUAUCAAACAAUAGUGAAAAUUUCAAUGGCCACUACUAGGGACUGGGACCGAGUUUCGAGAAAUGACGUCAUCUCAUAACAUAACUUCUCAAGAAGGGAGAGCCUAUAUAAAGCACUCAGUUGAUGUAAUGUGUAGACCCCUCAGUCGUUGCACGUGACGUCAAAGCAGCUCAAUUUGGAGGACAAAACAAAAGAAUUCCAAUCUCCUGAGAAUUGGAAACCUAUUGUUAUGUCAUCCAAAUUGAGCUGCAUUCCGACGUGUUGCAAGGGGUCUAUUCAGAAAAUCUAGUGUAUCCUAUUGAUGUUGUAUUUAUUGUAUUAGGUGUGAUUCAUUGUAUUUGUAUGAAUGCAUUACAUCAACUGCUUGCUACGUAGCCUCUUCCUUAUAAGAUCAAACUGAAAGCACAUCAAAUUAAAUGGCAUUUUGUUUAUUCCAAUAAAAAGAGGUAAACGUGAA